Cyprinodon variegatus (sheepshead minnow) is the source of this 1683-nucleotide messenger RNA. RefSeq names its product sorting nexin family member 21 (gene snx21). Gene Ontology annotation, biological process: protein transport. Gene Ontology annotation, cellular component: early endosome membrane. Bases 189 to 1448 code for a protein of 419 amino acids. Gene Ontology annotation, molecular function: phosphatidylinositol phosphate binding. The record is from RefSeq and is a predicted model, not a curated record. The transcript is spliced from 6 exons. NCBI's taxonomy places the organism in Eukaryota, Metazoa, Chordata, Actinopteri, Cyprinodontiformes, Cyprinodontidae.
CCGGGGCCUCCUUCUCCCGUAGGCCGUGGCCGGGGAAAGCUUCAGGGAAUCGGGAUGCAGUCUGUUCAACAUGUCGGUCCGAUGAGAACCUUCUGAAGGGCCGGUCCACUGCAGAGGUCAUGAUCGGAACCUUUAAGUGAACCGAACCGGAAUAUGGACUAACGGGAGCGGGAGUCCAGGGUGGCGCCAUGGCAGCACGGCUUCUGGACCGCCUGAAGCGCUCUCUGUUUAAGGACACUCAGGGGCCCGAAUCGGACCGGAGAGCAGGGGAAGGACCAGAGGAGGGGCGGGGCUUCAGCAAGGAGUGGUGGGAGGCGGAGCUAGAGGAGGAGGAGGAGGAGGGCGUGACGGAGCGACUCAGAGGAAGGCUUUGCUUCGAUGGCGGAGAGUUUGGAGGCGAGGAGAUGGACAGCGACUCUGACUUCCUGGGAGAGUCGAUGGAGGAGGGCCUGAGCAGCACUGAUGCCAGUCCAGGCGGCGUGUGCCCCGUUGGCCCCUCCCCUUCCACGCUCACUCAGCCGCUUCAGGAACGCUGGAGGAACCUCCGUGGACUCGGAGCAGCCGGUCCGGAUCGCAGCACCGGGCGACACUCGGAUAGCUUGUCCUUCGAGGUGACGGACGCCAGCGUGGUCCAGGAUGGCGCCUCCAAAUUCGUGCUCUACACCAUCCAUGUGAUCCAGUCGGGUGGCAGCGAUAAGACUCCUGCCGUCAUCAACCGCCGCUACUCUGACUUCCAGCGACUCCAUGCCGCCCUGAGGCGUAACCAUGGUGACCAGAUGGAGCGCGUCUCGUUCCCACGAAAGAAGCUGCGUAGGAACUUCACGGCCGAGACCAUCGCCAAACGCAGCCGGGCCUUCGAACAGUACCUGUCCCACGUGUGUUCCCUGCCUGUCCUGCGGGGGGCGCCGAGCGUGCGCCACUUCUUUUACCUGAGCGACCUGCAGGCGGGCCAGCUGCUCCUCAGGUCCGGACGGUUCCAGGAGGCAUUGGGUCCUCUGCUUAAUGCAAAGAGACUACAACACAAGUUGGGCUGGGCCAGUAACCAUGACGACGGGAUGCAGUCCCCACACCUGGCCUCAUCUCAUUGGUUCUUCACCUUGGUGGGGCUGUUGUGCUGUUUCCAGGAGGAGGAGCAGCUGGAGGAGGCUCUGGAGCACGGAGAACUUGCCCUAAGUGUUCUUCUCCCUAACGAAAGCUGCAUCGGUGCUCAGCGUAAGCCCCUCCCACUGCAGGAUAAGCCCCUCCCCUUUAUGUGCCUGCUGCUGCCGCUCCUGCAGGCAGUGAUCCGACUCUCAUGGCAAACAGGAAGAGACAAGCAGCGGUGGGAGGAGCAUCUUCAGCAGCUGGGGGAGCAGCAGGUGGGGCCAGACGACCGUCUGACGGUCAGAGAGUUCCUGCUGAGGUUCCAGCUGCAGGAGGCCGCUGGAGGCGGAGGGAGCUCCACGUAGGAGGAAGCAGUCCCAGACUUUCAGAAUAAAGCGCCGAUAUAUGCUGGAGGUCAAUGAGGUCAAACAUUUCUGGAACAUCUUGGCUCCUCAGAUUGGUUUUACUCUCCAUCCUUAGAAGCAUCAGAACUGCCUUUAAAGGUCCAGAAUUAGUGAUGGAGGCGAGUUCAUGCAGAUUGUUCCAGAUGCCUCAGAGAAGGAAAGGUAACAGAAACAGAGGAGGAAAGGAAAGGUAACA